CUCAGCUGGAGUCCUCCAGCGGAUGCCGCGCCUAAAUGUUCUUACAGUAUCCCCAUUACUUUUUACUGUUACACAGCAUGAAUCCUAUUUCAGGCAUGCGGCCUUAUCCCUUCUCCCAAAUGAGAACGCUUCGCCCACUGCUUACAAGCACCAAUUCACCACCAUACCACAAUGGCUAUCUGCGGGUUCGAAGGCAAUGGCGAUAUGUAUGGACUCGGAAUUCGGUUAGGAUACUACCUUCAAUGGUAUGGAGCGAUAUUCGCCGCGUGGUUUGCCCCAACCGAGUCUCGCUCUCUUCGGUUCACCAAUGCACUGUUUAUUGCUGCGUCGUUUCUGGCCUUGGUUAUUAUCACGGCUCGCGAUAUGGAGUCGCUCCAACCAGUGGAGGUAUACAUCAUACUGUUGCUCAUGUUCGGUGCCUACCUCGCACUGAUUCCAAUCUAUCUGUGGCGACUGCUCACUAAAUGCGACCCGUACUGGGACCCUACGAGAUAUCCUCUGGUGAUACCGGGAGCGGUCUUCGCAAAUUUACACCUACUUUUGCUGGUCGGUGUGUUGGUAUAUCAAUACUGGUUCUGGUUCAAUCGAGUCUCUAGUCUGGACCACGUGAAUUGCCAGCAAUAUGGCUUCUUCUUUGCGCAAAUCCGACUAAACAACAAGGGCUUCGUUGCAGUAAACAUUCUGGUGUUCUUCUUCUUGGGCUUAGUCUGUUUAUAUAUUAUUUGGUUGAAGAUUCGACGGGCCGCUGGGUUACCAUCUCCACGCGCAAAAAGGAGACGACACCUAAUCGCCCAUAUCGAACUCCUUGGCAAUAUCGAUGUCUGGGUUAAAAUUGUUGUAGCCCUCACUGUAACGGUUGCAACCGAGCUUGUCAUUGAUUGGAAUGGGAUAGAGGGUGUCAACUCCCUCUCCUCGGCUGGACAAACUAUUCCAUUCUUGAUUGGGCUAGGCUCCGUCCUUCGUAUCUUCUACGUAUACUGGUUCCCCCAUGAUGGAAAUGACGACAGCGACGGCGACAGUUACUAUAGCACCGAGUAUAUGCAGCCUUAUCGGCGGCCUAGGCCUGUUGAUGAACUACCACUGCCAGCCGCUGCCCCUCCUAUGCGCCCGCCGCCCCGGACACAUCGUAGGUCUUAUUAG
This is a messenger RNA of Lindgomyces ingoldianus, 1140 nucleotides long. RefSeq lists its product as uncharacterized. The coding region runs from base 172 to 1140 and encodes 322 amino acids. The transcript is spliced from 2 exons. NCBI's taxonomy places the organism in Eukaryota, Fungi, Ascomycota, Dothideomycetes, Pleosporales, Lindgomycetaceae. The record is from RefSeq and is a predicted model, not a curated record.